AUGCGGUUGACCUCGAAACAGUCGUCGCUGGUCCUCCUGCUUCUGCCUGCUCUGGUCGCUGGACUGUCUACUCCUGCAUCUGCCGACCAAGCUGCCGGUCUCCCCCGAGGCGACAAGGCCGAUAAGGAUGCUGCCAUUGCUAUCCCUGGCCGCCCAGUAACUGGUACCAAGGACGCUCCCGUCGAUGGCAAAGAUGGCAAACCCCAUCUUGGUCCGUUUGUGGACACCGACAGACCAGCAUCCAUAGAUACAAAGCCAUCAAAGGACACUGCUCCCCUCAAGGGCAAACCCAAGGACCCUACCAUUGUUGAUGGCAAAAAGAUCCCCGAAACAAACGACAAUAUCAUGGCCGACAAAGGCCGCCAGAAGCCUGAGGAAGGCAAGACUGGUACCGAAGGUGGUGUGACCGAGAAAGACAAGGUCCGCAAGGAACAGGAGGAUAAGACUGGCGAGAAGAGCAUCACCAAGGUUGAAGCCCCCAAGGAACAGCCUCCACUGCCUCACAGUGCAGAGGAGAAGCUCAACAAAGGAAAGCCCAAGCCGGUAGACAAGACGCAGGACAAGGAAAAGGACGUCUCCAAGAGCAAGACGGAAAAAGAAGAUAUCUCAUACACAGGACUCGACAAACCCGAUGACUUACCCGAAAUGAACCGCGACAAGCAGCCCGUGCCGCAUUCUGCUGAUAAAGAACAUCUCAACGUUAAUAAACCAUCCUCCUCCAAAACCAAACCGACGACGAUUACACAGACUGGCACCGAUGACGAAGGCAUCAUCCAGCCCUUCCACUCAUUUAUUCUCUCUCUCACCAUGAUUCUCGUCUCUGAAGUUGGUGACAAGACCUUCUUGGUGGCAGCUCUAAUGGCUAUGAAGCAUGAUCGCAUGGUUGUCUUCUCUGCUGCAUUUGGCGCAUUACUGGUGAUGACUGUCUUGUCUGCUGUAUUGGGCCAUGCCGUCCCUGUUCUAAUUCCCAAACGCCUUACCAGCUUCCUCGCUGCCGGCCUCUUCUUCGUCUUUGGCGCCAAGCUUCUCCUUGAAGGAAUGAAGAUGGAUCCCAACGAAGGUGUUGCCGCCGAGAUGCAUGAAGUCGAACAAGAACUUGCUGAAAAGGAAAAGGAAAUGGGUCGCGGUCGCCACACGCAAUUAUCUGGCGAGGCCUUGGAGAUGGGCUUGGGCCGUAGCCCUCGAUCAAAGGGAGGCAUGCUAUCAUCACCGCCCCGAUCUCCCUCACAGUCGCCCGUACGAGCCUCGCGUCGCUCAGGCGGCCUCUCCGAUACCCUUCAUGGCGUUGGCAACCUGUUUGGUCUCCUGAUAAGCCCUGUCUGGGUGCAAACUUUUGCUAUGACCUUCUUGGGUGAGUGGGGUGAUCGCAGCCAGAUUGCUACCAUUGCCAUGGCUGCUGGCCAGGACUAUUGGUGGGUGACUCUUGGUGCUGUCUGCGGCCACGCCGUAUGCACUGGUGUGGCUGUUAUUGGCGGUCGUGCCAUUGCUGGCCGCGUCAGCAUGAAAGUUGUAACUAUUGGUGGCGCGGUUGCCUUCCUCUUGUUUGGCCUCAUUUACUUUAUCGAAUCUUUCUACGCAUAA
Messenger RNA from [Torrubiella] hemipterigena, 1581 nucleotides. The record is from the annotation of a GenBank genome assembly. NCBI's taxonomy places the organism in Eukaryota, Fungi, Ascomycota, Sordariomycetes, Hypocreales, Clavicipitaceae.